AUGGCCAUAGAGAAUCUCUUGGAUAUCUCCCUUUGGGGAGUCCCUCUGUUACCCAGUGAAGGUCACGAUGGCACCGAUAUCAUCCUGUUGAAGUUCUUAAAAGCCAAAGAUUUCAAGGUUUCUGAAGCAUUCGAGAUGCUUCGAAAGACUUUGAUAUGGCGGAAGGAAUUCAAGACUGAUGGGAUUUUAGAAGAGAAGUUUGAUUCACAAUUUGAAGACUCACGGUUGUCAUAUUUCUGUGGUACUGAUAGAGAUGGUCGCCCACUGUUGUACAAUUACGUAGGGGUUUAUAAAGACAGAGAUUUGUACAAGAAGACAUUUGGGACAGAGGCUAAACACGAAACAUAUGUGCGUUGGAGAAUCCAAGUUAUGGAGAGGGGUUUACAAAAGUUGAGCUUUAAACCUGGUGGGGCUGAUUCAAUUAUUAGUAUUAUGGACAUGAAGGACUCACCGGGUCCCCGGGCGAUUAAGGAGCUGCGAUUUCUCGGCAACAAAGUCAUUUGGAUGAUGAAUGACUUCUACCCAGAGACCAUUCGAAGAUUUAUAUUCUUAAAUGUCCCUCUUUGGUUUUAUGCAUACCAUACUAUCACCUGCAAGAUCUUAGAUCUGAGGAAUAGAAAAAAGUUCAUCUUUGUCCGGCCAACCAGCGUUGCAAAGACCCUUACCAAGUCUACUGCCCCAGAACAACUUCCAGUUCAAUAUGGUGGUCUUAGAAGGGAAAAUGAUGAUGAGUUCUCGCCGGAGAAUAAAGUUUUGGAGAUGACUGUUGGAGCAGGUGCAAUAGAAAGCAUUCAAAUUCCAGUUCAUGAGCCAGGAGUGACGGUGGUGUGGGAUGUUACAGUCGUGGGAGGCGAUGUGGUUUACAGAGAGGAAUUUAUUCCUGAAGAUGAAUGCUCUUACACCAUACUAAUUCAGAAGGACAAGAAAAUGGAAACAUGUAUUAGAAAUUCCUUUUACAUUAAUGAACCUGGGUUGAUUCUGUUGACAAUUGAUAAUGGGGGCUUCAAGAAGAAGAAAGUUUUCUAUAGAUUGAAAUCCAAACCCACCGUCCCCAUGCAUAUGCUCUGCAGUCAUUAG
This is a messenger RNA of Telopea speciosissima, 1077 nucleotides long. RefSeq names its product patellin-4-like. Gene Ontology annotation, molecular function: lipid binding. The transcript is spliced from 5 exons. NCBI's taxonomy places the organism in Eukaryota, Viridiplantae, Streptophyta, Magnoliopsida, Proteales, Proteaceae. The record is from RefSeq and is a predicted model, not a curated record. The coding region runs from base 1 to 1077 and encodes 358 amino acids.